Penicillium brevicompactum is the source of this 2454-nucleotide messenger RNA. RefSeq lists its product as uncharacterized. Gene Ontology annotation, molecular function: ATP hydrolysis activity; ATP binding. Bases 1 to 2454 code for a protein of 817 amino acids. The record is from RefSeq and is a predicted model, not a curated record. NCBI's taxonomy places the organism in Eukaryota, Fungi, Ascomycota, Eurotiomycetes, Eurotiales, Aspergillaceae. The transcript is spliced from 3 exons.
AUGAUGCGCCCACGGCCUGCGUCUUCCUUGCAGAAGACCUACGACGAAUGCUAUCUCGCGUGCUCUACUGCAGUAUACUUUGAGGGCCAGAACAACGAAGAAGAAGCAUUGCGGUCCUGGCGAUCCGCACUCGAGACCAUCUACCAUCACAAUGCCCGCCGUGUCCCAUCGACUUAUACACCGAAAUCCGAAACCGAGAAGGCCCUGCAGGACUCCAUUCGGGCGCUAGAAGUUCAAUGCCGAGAACGGGUAGAUCUACUGGGCGCCCUCCGAGCCAGCAGGAAGGAAUCCGCAGAGGCUAAUGGCGGAGGCAAAGAGAGCGCUACUCUUGUAAAGGGCAAAUCUGUUACCAGCGCACCGCCACCCUCGUCGUCCAACCUUCCCGGCUGGAUCGGAGAUGGAACCAUUCCUGCCGUCGGCUACACCGACCUUUCCAAACCCGCCGCUAUCCCCGGUCGACCUUCGCUGCCUACGAAACAAAGCUACGAGUCGCAAUCUUUGUAUGACGAUGCAGGCCCUUCGCAUUUGUCCGCGGCCGGCACGCCUGCGCUGCGGGUGAACUCGAAUUCCUCCGAGAAGACGAAAUCGCGUGGCUCCAGUCCCGAACGUCGGAAGCCGAUGCUGACGACUCUCCGCAGCAGUGAUGGCAAGAAGAAUGGCAAGAAAGUCAAGGUUCCGUCAAAGAAGAAAGAGUCCCGGCCUGCUGCCUCCAAGGCAGCGGGCCUCGCCUGGGGCAGUAUCUAUCGCUCUGCAUCUGGAGGGAAGGCUCCAAGCGAAGCCGCUCUCGCAUCUUCGCGCGCAAGCGCCACCGUUGAAUCUAGCCAUCGACGCGAUCCAGAGCCGAGAGUCAGUUCUGGGGAUGAGCCGCGGCCGACGAAAGUUCGCACUUCUCGUGAUUUGACGGGUGAUCGAAUCCCCACGGCCCAUUGGCGAGAGCCUCUUCGUGCCUCCCCGAAGAGGACUUCACCCAAGCUGCCUACACAGUCUUCACCGCGUCCGCCUCAACCUCCACCUCACAGCCCUCAAUUACCGCACCCGUCUCCAAUGUCCAUGCCAAACCCGGCUCAUUAUACAACCCCUCCCAAGCCAUCUGUCAAACCAAAGCCUGUUGCUUUGCGAUCUGCCCAGCCGCCUUCAAGUCAUCCAAUGCAGACUACUCGAUCUGAGCAGACCCUGCGGACGGUGGCACCUCGGCCCGACCGAGAAGCAAAUUCUUCGGUCGAGCGACCGCGAACAAAAUCUGCACCCAAAAUUCCUAGGGUUGGUGAAGCUUCCCGUGCUUCUCCUUCAUCUGGUAGUGGUGAUGAUCUUCACCGUGGAGUCAACCGACUGGCUAUUUCACAAAGAAAUGGGGACAGUGUAACAAGACGCAAGCCUCCGCCACUUAAACGGCGAGAGACUCCGCCAUCCAGCGAUCAAGAGUCCUCAGAUCCGCAAUCAUCCGCAAGCGAGAAUGAAGACGAGGACGAAGAAAACGACGAAGAUAUCAACAAAAUCUUGGAGAAGUUGCCCAAGGGCGUGGACCCUCUGUCUGCAAAGCAAAUUCUAAAUGACAUUGUAGUACGCGGCGAUGAAGUACAUUGGGAUGACAUUGCCGGGCUAGAAGGAGCCAAAAAGGCACUGAAAGAAGCAGUGGUUUACCCAUUCCUUCGCCCCGACCUGUUCUCCGGUCUCCGUGAACCAGCCCGCGGAAUGUUAUUAUUCGGUCCUCCGGGCACUGGUAAAACCAUGCUCGCACGGGCGGUAGCCACGGAAUCCAAAUCAACCUUCUUCUCCGUCUCAGCAUCAAGUCUAACCUCCAAAUGGCAUGGUGAAAGUGAGAAACUCGUGCGUGCCCUAUUCGGUCUCGCCAAAGCUCUCGCCCCAUCCAUCAUUUUCGUCGACGAAAUCGACUCUCUACUUUCCGCGCGCUCGUCGGGUUCAGAACAUGAGGCUUCCCGUCGCUCGAAGACGGAGUUCCUGGUUCAAUGGUCUGAUCUCCAGCGUGCAGCCGCGGGCCGAGAGCAAACAAGCCGCGAGAAAAAGGAAGGCGAUGCCAGCCGCGUGCUGGUCUUGGCUGCUACUAACAUGCCAUGGGAUAUCGACGAGGCGGCCCGACGUCGCUUCGUCCGUCGGCAAUACAUUCCCUUGCCAGAACAUCAUGUUCGCGAGCAGCAAAUACGCAAGCUUAUAGGCCACCAGCAUCAUGAGCUCAGCGACGCUGAUAUCCAAGUUUUGGUUCAUGUCACAGAAGGCUUUUCCGGCUCAGAUAUCACAGCUCUCGCCAAGGAUGCCGCCAUGGGCCCUUUGCGUAACCUGGGCGAGGCCCUCCUCCACACUCCCAUGGAUCAGAUCCGUGCUAUCAUAUUCCCGGAUUUCGAAGCGAGUUUGUAUUCCAUCCGGCCUAGUGUAUCUCCUGACGGAUUGAAGAAAUACGAGGACUGGGCGAGAGAAUUUGGCGAGCGAGGUGGAUAG